GCGGCCCGGCCCGGCCGCGCCCCCGAAAGGUGAGGGGGAAGAGCCUGGGUGUCGAGGCCGCCGGGCAGAGGGGCCGGACCGCACCGGAACGUCUGCAAACAACCUCUGCCGUGCGCGGAGGUACCGCGCGGUACCGAAACCACCUCGGCACGAGCCCCAGCUUCGCAACCAUCUCACCUAAUAGCAACCCCUCAAGAUAUGGCCUCGAAAAGAGCGUUGGUGAUUCUUGCAAAAGGGGCAGAGGAAAUGGAAACUGUAAUCCCCACUGAUGUUAUGAGAAGAGCUGGGAUCAAGGUGACUGUUGCAGGCCUAACAGGAAAAGAACCAGUGCAGUGCAGUCGAGAUGUCUUCAUUUGUCCUGAUGCCAGUCUUGAAGAUGCCAGAAAAGAGGGGCCUUACGAUGUCGUGGUCCUGCCUGGGGGUAACCUUGGAGCCCAAAACUUGUCAGAGUCUCCUGCUGUGAAAGACAUUUUGAAGGACCAGGAAAGCAGAAAAGGCCUGAUUGCUGCUAUAUGUGCAGGUCCUACUGCCCUUCUGGCACAUGGAAUAGGGUUUGGAAGCAAAGUCACAACACAUCCUUUGGCCAAAGAUAAAAUGAUGAAUGGAGCACACUACUCCUACUCCGAGAGCCGCGUGGAGAAAGAUGGGAACAUCCUCACCAGCCGUGGCCCUGGUACCAGCUUUGAAUUUGGGUUGGCCAUUGUUGAAACGCUGAUGGGGAAGGAAGUGGCCGAACAGGUGAAGGCACCCCUAAUACUGAAAGAGUGAAAUCCUGGUGUGGGAUGGGGAGUGGGACAAUUUUGGAUGGAGGGUCUUGUCCGUUGUAGAAUAACUGUAGGAUGCACUGUUGUAAAUACAACUUAAUUGCGGGUGAAAUUAGCAACUGUACUUGGCUAAACUGGGAUACCUUAAACAAACCAAUGGUCUUUAUUUCUGGAAGAAGAUCCUGUUAGCAAAAAGCUUCACCACGCAAAAGCAGCCAGCACCUAAUAAUCUUGGUUAGCUCCUGCAUGGCAUUUAAGAAUCACGUGGGAAAAUGUUUGCUGAGUAAAUAAAAAUGAAGCAACCCUG
This is a messenger RNA of Aquila chrysaetos chrysaetos, 1071 nucleotides long. RefSeq names its product Parkinsonism associated deglycase (gene PARK7). The transcript has 7 exons. Gene Ontology annotation, biological process: guanine deglycation, glyoxal removal; protein deglycation, glyoxal removal. Gene Ontology annotation, cellular component: nucleus; cytosol. The record is from RefSeq and is a predicted model, not a curated record. Lineage: Eukaryota; Metazoa; Chordata; Aves; Accipitriformes; Accipitridae. Bases 199 to 768 code for a protein of 189 amino acids. Gene Ontology annotation, molecular function: protein deglycase activity.